UUUUCAGCACCCCCCCCCCCUCUCUCUCUCUCUAUAUGUAUAUAUAUAUAUAUAAAAUACAUUUUCAGUCUGAGAUUGGAUCUUUGUGAGAAAUGGCGGCCAAGACGCCGGAGAAUUUGCUGUGGUCGCUGCCUGUGCCCAGCGUGAAAGAGCUAGCAAUGAAGGGCCUUGCGACUGUGCCUGCUCGUUAUAUAAGAGACGAUGUUGAAGAGUGCACGUCUUCUGAUCCAAAUCAAGCUUUUCUGGGAGUGCCUUUGAUUGAUAUGGACAAGCUCGUCAACCCGGAGACGCGGGACAUGGAGGUUCACAAGCUCCAUGCUGCAUGCAAAGACUGGGGGGCAUUUCAGCUGAUAAACCACGGGCUUUGCAGCAGAACGGUGAGGAGCAUGAAAGCGAAGACGGAAGAAUUCUUCAACCUCGAUUUGGAAGAGAAGCAGCGGUGGGCGCAGAAGCCAGGGAGCCUGGAGGGCUACGGCCAAGCCUUCGUGAUUUCCGAAGAUCAAAAGCUGGAAUGGUGCGACAUGAUCUACCUCCGAGCUCUUCCUCUUCCUCUCCGAAAUCUUGGAUUCUGGCCGGCGACUCCCCACGGAUACAGGGAAGCAAUAGAGAGUUACUGUGAGGGGAUAAGGGAGCUGGCGGUUUCUUUGAUGGGGUUCAUAGCGAAGGGCCUGCUGGGCGUAGGCGGGAAGCGAUUCUCUGAGGCUUUCGAAGAUGGAAGAUACGAGCUGAGGAUGAACUGCUACCCUCCGUGCCCGGAGCCGGAGAAAGUAGUCGGCAUUGCGCCGCACGCGGACAUCUCCGGCAUCACUUUCUUGCUUGAUUGCCGCGAUGUUGCCGGCCUGCAAGUCCAGAAGGAUGGCCACUGGUUCACUGUUCGACCCAUUGCCGAUGCCAUUGUAGUCAACCUUGGCCACAUUUUGGAGAUAACGAGCAAUGGAAUUUACAAAGCGCCUCAACAUAGAGCAAUUGUUGACAGGUGGAAGGAGAGAUUGUCUGUGGUAGCUUUCUGCUACCCGAGCCCGGACACCGACAUCGGCCCGGCCAAAGAACUGAUAGAAGCCGGCCGGCCAGCUUUGUACAGGACACUAAAACUUGAAGAGUAUUUCAAACGAUUUUACGACUGGAACCUUGGUGCUGUUCCAUUCAUUGAUACUCUCAAGCUCUAACUCAUAUGCCUUGGAACACAUGCAUGUAGCUAGCUAGCUAGUUCCCUGAUAAAUUAUCAAAUUAACUAAUGGCUUGGGCACUACUUUAAUUAAAUCUAUAUUCCUUUGAGUGAA
Molecule: messenger RNA, 1280 nt
Organism: Diospyros lotus (date-plum)
Lineage: Eukaryota; Viridiplantae; Streptophyta; Magnoliopsida; Ericales; Ebenaceae
Product: protein SRG1-like
Exons: 4
Coding region: 93-1166 (357 amino acids)
Source: RefSeq, a predicted model, not a curated record